AUGGGAAAUGCUUCAAGUAAAAAGAGCAAACGAAAACUUUCAAAUAAGAAGAAAGAAACAGGACAAAAUCCUAACGCAGAAAUUGGUAUUCAAUGCGCCCUAAUAAUUCCAGCAAAUAGGCAAGAUUUUCUUCAUCUGAAAGGGGGACAGUCAUCAAAAAAGACUCAAGUAGACAUAAAGCCAUGGCUUGAAUCUCGAUCUACUUCAAUAACUCCUUUAAAAAGUCAUCACAAUUAUCCAAUUUCUCCAAAUGAAGGAGUUUACCAAGCAAGCAUUUCAAAUAUAAACCACAAAGAUUCCUCGCAAGCAUACGCAAGGAAAAAAACUGAUGCUAUUCCCGAAUUAUGUCCACUGACGACGGAGUAUCUAAAGAACUUUGAUCUGACUAGGGUGAGACAGGCGCCAUCAAAGUGGAUCCAUCCUGCUCCACAUAUGGACGUUUUCUCUGCCACGCAAAACCACAAUUUCAUUUGGCAAGCACCAUCGGGACCUGUGGGCAACGUCGAAAAGUCCUCAAAGAUAAUUUUUCUUAGAAAAGCGAAAUCUUGGCACGAUUACCUGAAUCAAAACAAAAAUUGUGAUGGAAAACGUUAG
Messenger RNA from Rodentolepis nana, 594 nucleotides. The record is from the annotation of a GenBank genome assembly. NCBI's taxonomy places the organism in Eukaryota, Metazoa, Platyhelminthes, Cestoda, Cyclophyllidea, Hymenolepididae.